AUGGCCAUCCACCGCAGCAAUCUCUCUUGCUACUUCAAGAUCUCAAGGAUCUGGCACCAAUCGAAGCAAUAUCGCGCCAAAUCCUUCGCCUCCUCAUCUCCAACGAGUGAGACUACGCACCUCAAGGUCCUCACCGGGCUCCUGCGCGACACAUGUUCGCUGAAAUGCCUCAGAGAGCUCCACGCGCGUCUUGCCGUCGCGGGUGCGAUCCAGGACAGAUUCGUCGUCACAGGCCUUGUCGAAAGAUAUGUUUCUUUUGGGAAGCCCGCGUCUGCGGCGUUGCUGUUUGCCGAAGCCUACCGCGGCCGCCCCGCUGUGUACUCACUGAAUCUCGCGGUCCGGUGCUUCUCGGACCAUGGCUUCCACCGGGAGCUUCUUGAUCUUUACCGGGAGCUAUGUGGCUUUGGCUCGGAUAAUUUCACCUUCCCUCCGGUCAUCAGGGCGUGCACGGCUGCCUCCUGCCUACGGCUGGGGAGGGAGGUGCACUGCAGGGUUCUGCGUACAGUGCAUGGGAGUAAUGUCGGCGUGCAGACUGCGCUCCUUGACAUGUAUGCUAAGGCUGGACAGAUUGAUGUGUCAAGGAGAGUCUUUGACUGCAUGGUGCUGAGGGACUUGAUUUCUUGGAAUGCUAUGGUCUCAGGGUACUCACUCAAUGGAUGCUUCCGAGAAGCUGUUGAGAUGUUGCAGGAGAUGCAGCAGUGUGGCAUGAGGCCGAAUGCAAGCACUCUUGUUGGCAUAGUUGGCAUGUGCGGAAGUGCCGGAGACAGGGGUGUUGGUAAUUCACUGCAUGCAUUUGCACUGAAAGGUGGAGCGAUUGAUGAUGAAUCCCUUACAUCUGCAUUAAUCUCAAUGUAUGCUGCAUUUGAUGAUCUUUCCUCAUCUCGACUGGCGUUUGAUCUGCAACCUGUGAAAGAUUUGGUAUCUUUCAAUUCCAUGAUAUCAGCAUACAUGCAGCACAGCAAUUGGAAGGAAGCUUUUGAGGUCUUCAGAUUGAUGCAUUGUGCAGGCGUAGUGCCUAAUCUGGUCACAGUGGUGUCUGUCCUUCCUUCUUGCAGUGAUUUCUUUGGUAUAAAGCAUGGGGAGUCUGUGCAUGGCAUGAUUAUCAAGCUUGGCCUUGCAGAGCAGGUUUCUGUUGUCAGUGCUCUUGUGUCCAUGUAUUCGAAGCUUGGGAAAUUGGACUCAUCGUUGCUCCUUUUCUGUUGUUUUACUGAGAAAAACAAUAUCUUGUGGAACUCUAUGAUUUCUGGAUACCUUGUGAAUAAUGAGUGGAACAUGGCUCUUGAUGCGUUCUGCAAGAUGCAAAUUGCGGGUGUUGCUCCAGAUGCAACAACUGUCAUUAAUAUAAUAUCUGGAUGUAGAUACACAAAAGAUUUGCACGUGGCAAAGUCAAUACAUGCAUAUGCUGUUAGAAAUAGAUUUGAAUCAUACCAGAGCGUUAUGAAUGCACUCCUAGCUAUGUACGCCGACUGUGGAGAUAUACCAACUUCCUAUACAUUAUUCCAGAAUAUGGAAGUGCGGAUGUUGAUAUCUUGGAACACUAUGAUAUCUGGUUUUGCUGAAAUUGGAGGUUCAGAGACUUCUCUAACAUUAUUCUGCCAGAUGUUCCAUGAAGAAGUGCGGUUUGAUCUAGUUACUCUGAUUGGUCUUAUCAGCAGCCUUUCAGUGUCUGAGGAUGCCAUAGUUGGAGAAUCAGUUCAUUCUUUGGCAAUUAAAAGUGGAUGUAUUUCAGAUGUUUCUCUUACUAAUGCCCUCAUUACCAUGUACGCCAACUGUGGUAUUGUUGAAGCAGGUCAGCAACUUUUUGACAGUUGCUGUCCUAGGAAUACAAUCACUUACAAUGCUCUGAUGAGUGGAUAUCGCAAAAACAACGUAUCUGAGAAGAUAUUGCCUUUAUUUACCCAAAUGGUCAAGAAUGACGAGAAACCGAAUCUUGUAACCUUACUGAAUUUAUUACCUGUUUGUCAGAGCCAGUUGCAGGGGAAGUGUAUACACAGCUAUGCAGUACGAAAUUUCACCAGGCUGGAAACACCCCUCUUCACAUCAGCCAUGGGCAUGUAUAGUAGGUUCAACAAUAUAGAAUACUGCAGAACAAUUUUCAGUUUGGUCAGUGCAAGAAACCUUAUAGUAUGGAAUGCCUUCUUAUCUGCAUGUGUUCAAUGCAAGCAGGCUGAUAUGGUAGUUGAUUGUUUUAAGCAUAUGCUCUUCCUUAAUGUCAGACCUGAUGCAGUAACUCUGCUGGCACUCAUCUCAGCAUGUUCACAGCUUGGAAAUGCAGAUUUUGCUGCAUGUAUUAUGGCUGUCAUACUUCAGAAGGGCUUUAGCACGAACAUUUUGGUUCUCAAUGCUCUUAUUGACACAUAUUCGAGGUGCGGAAGCAUAUCAUUUGCAAGGGAGCUCUUUGAUAGCUCAGUGGAGAAAGAUUCAGUCACUUGGGGUGCAAUGAUCAACGCAUACAGUAUGCAUGGGAAUGGUGAGGCUGCCCUUGAUCUUUUCUCAAUGAUGAUAGAUUCAGGAGUGGAUCCAGAUGAUAUAACUUUUGUUAGUAUAUUAUCGGCCUGCGGUCAUAAUGGUCUCGUAGAGCAAGGAAGAACAUUGUUCAAAUCGCUACAGGCAGACCAUGGCAUUACACCACGAAUGGAGCAUUAUGCAUGUAUGGUGGAUCUAUUGGGCCGAACUGGCCACUUGGAUGAAGCAUAUGAUAUUGUUAGGUCAAUGCCAUUCACGCCAUCAGAUAACUUGCUUGAAUCAUUGCUUGGAGCAUGCAGAUUCCAUGGUAACUAUAAAAUUGGCGAGUCUGUAGGAAAAUUACUCAUCAAAUCUGAGUAUGGCAAGUCAAGAUCUUAUGUUAUGCUCUCGAACAUAUAUGCUUCAGCUGGCAAAUGGAGUGAUUGUGAGCAGCUGAGAUUAGACAUGGAAGCAAAAGGAUUGAGAAAAAAUGUGGGGGUCAGGAAGCUGGAGUCGCAGGGCGUGCCCACCAAGCAGGCAGAGGCGAUCACCUCCGCAAUCACGGAGGUCCUCAACGACAGCCUCGAGGCAUCUCCGAGUUCUUUGUCUCCAAGGCUGAGAUGCAGAGAGUGA
Messenger RNA from Miscanthus lutarioriparius, 3078 nucleotides. NCBI's taxonomy places the organism in Eukaryota, Viridiplantae, Streptophyta, Magnoliopsida, Poales, Poaceae. The record is from the annotation of a GenBank genome assembly.